This is a messenger RNA of Rhopalosiphum padi (bird cherry-oat aphid), 3321 nucleotides long. RefSeq names its product carbohydrate-responsive element-binding protein (gene Mondo). Gene Ontology annotation, biological process: regulation of transcription by RNA polymerase II. The coding region runs from base 421 to 3174 and encodes 917 amino acids. Lineage: Eukaryota; Metazoa; Arthropoda; Insecta; Hemiptera; Aphididae. Gene Ontology annotation, molecular function: DNA-binding transcription factor activity, RNA polymerase II-specific; protein dimerization activity; RNA polymerase II cis-regulatory region sequence-specific DNA binding. The transcript has 14 exons. Gene Ontology annotation, cellular component: nucleus. The record is from RefSeq and is a predicted model, not a curated record.
ACAAAACGAUAUACGUACCAUAGAAAUUGUUUUUUAUUCGUUUUAUUAGCCAUUAGGAUAAUAUAAAAUAAUCAUAAUAAUAUGUAAUGUUUUUGAGAAACGUUUUUGCUGUACGGCGAACGUGCGUAAUGAGUUCAAACACGUUUAAUCGUCGGGCAUGAACGCAGCGCAAACCUACACCAUCCCAGAUGCCCAGUAAUUAGUCAGUUUAUCAGUUAUUCUGUAGUAGAAUAUGUGUGUUGUCUGUUGAUGUUUACGACGUGCAGCAAUCUAAUAAGUAUAAUAACGUCGCAGCUGCCGUCGAUACAGUUUUAUUUUUCAUUUUUUGUUUUUUGUUUUGUUUUUACCCAAAAACGAUUUAAAUUAAAAUGCCGAAAUGCAUUUGAAUAAUAAAUAAAAUAACGAUUUAUACUCGUGAUUAUGAUGUCACAAACGACAGUCGACACUAAAGAGACUAUACACUCUGGACAUUUUAUGGUUUCAAAUUUUGAGGCUGAAGCACAAGACGACGAAUAUCAAGUGGCGGUGCCCGUGUCCGAAGAAAUACUGACGCGGGCCGACAUCAACAAUUCAAAAACUUCGUUAAAUAAUCUGUUCCAAUGUAUGUCCGUGGCUUACAGACACAAACUAACUUCCCCUAAAUGGAAUCGUUUCAAAGGAGUUCGCUUAAGGUGGAAAGACAAAAUUCGUUUAAACAACUUAAUAUGGAGGUGUUGGCAUAUGCAAUUUAUUAAGAAAAGUAAUUACAUGAUAUGUCAGUUUGCAUCACCUGUGGAAAUUGUAGACAUUCAUAAACAACCAGAGGCUGUUGUUUUGGAAGGAAAAUAUUGGAAAAGAAAAUUUAAUGCAGUAACUGCAGAAUACAAGAAAUGGAGGCUAUUUUAUCGAAGUUUACUACAAAAUGGAUUCAAAGAAAGACAAAAAUUAUUAAAUGAAUUUUUAGAAUGGCAACAAAACAACUGUGAUAUAAGAAUUGAUGAUGAUUAUAUGAAUUUUAUAAGUGAUACACUUUUUUCAACGGUGACCUCAAAUUCUCGCAUAUUUGAAUUUCCAAAUGCCAGAGAAGACAAAUCGACUACAACGAAUAUUGCCGAUUUUAUACAACCGAGUUUAGGACAGCUGCAGCCAAAUUUAGAUGAAUUCAUGGAUACCAUAGAACCUUUGCAAGAUUUAUUUAGUCCUCCUAAGUUGCCAACGGUACCAGAAGAAUGUCAAAUGUCAACAGAAUCAUCCAACAAUUUAUACAGUCAACCUUAUGGAAAUGUAAACACUUGUUAUCAGACAAAUCAACAACAUACAUUGUCUUUACAUUCAGAAAUGAACCAACUUAAAAUGACAAAUAUGCGACAAGAAACUACCGAUUCAUCAUGUCCAUUACACGCUAGUAACUAUUCAACAGGAGAAAAUUAUCAAUCUAAUUUUCCAACAAUCUUUCAUCAAUCUUCAAAUGGUAGUUAUCCAUCCAAUAAUCUCUCAUAUAACAAUAUUCCCACGGGAACUACACAAUCUCACCACAAUGAAAUGCAGAUACCACCACCACCACCACCUGUAUAUCCAUUUGAAUUCAAUACACCUAAUAUUAGCCAUGAACCAGUAAUAAAUUCCAAUAGUUAUAAUCAACAUCAAGAUAUAUCUGCAUCUAAUACCUCUGUGAUGAAUUAUGGCAAUGGAUCAUCAACUAAUGAUUUUAAAAAUAGAACUUCACAAAUACAAACAUAUAGCAAAUUUCCUCCAGUUGUGAGGAAUUCACAAGAUCACUUUGUUACACCAAAAAUUAGACAAAGGCCACGUACUAGACAACCCCAGCCAAAGCAAAAAGUUAUGCAAUCGAGUAUAAAUUCUUCAAAUGAUAACAACCAAAGUGUUCUACUUGCUCAGCUACUCUCAUCAAACAAUAUGUUUUCAACGCCAAGUUCAACUGUAGUUUCUACGAACAUGACUAAGUUUCGCAAUACAAAUGGAUCUUAUCAAACAUACCAGCAAGUACCACAGAAUCCACAAAUUCCACAGAUACCAUAUCAAUUAAUACAAAGAAGAGCGAGAACACCAGAUCACGUUUUAACUUCAUACACUGAUCAUCUUGUUUAUCGAAAACCAAGCCCUGUAUUUAUGAAUCAAAGUGACUGUAAUGUAUAUAAUUUAACACCUAAUACUCGUGGACUUAUCGAUGCAGUUGGAACACCUGGUGGUAUUCAUCAACUUCCACAAAUUCAACCUAGGUUUGAUAUACCACAUGGAAACACCCAAGGUUACUCAAACUAUAGGCUCCCUCAACCUCAAGAGUAUGUUAACCAUUCUGUCAUAGAUAAACCAUCACCUACGAGCAAUCAACCAUCACCUACAAAUAACUAUAGUCAAUCUUUAAAUACUCCAAUUCCUCAAUCUGUAACAACAUCACCUAUGUCAUGUAGUACAGAUCUCUGUCAAAAAAAUCAUUCUCCAAAUCAAUCUAGUGAGUCUGUGAAUUUGUCACAAAGGAACGGCUCGAUGCCAAUGCCAACACAUGUUAUGAUAGCUGGUCCAUCAAGAACUCCAUAUAAGGAACAUAGGAGAGUUUGUCAUAUAAAUGCAGAACAAAAGCGGAGGUGUAACAUUAAGAACGGAUUUGAUAUGUUGAAUAUGUUAAUUCCACAAAUUAACCAAAAUCCAAACACAAAAAUGAGUAAAGCGGCGAUGUUACAAAAAGGAGCUGAUUAUAUAUUACAGCUAAGGUCAGAACGAGCUCGGCUAUAUGAAGAGAGGCAAAAUUUGCAACAACAAGUUGAAUCUCUUAAUCUAGCUAUUAGUAAUUGUCAAGCAAUGUUACCCGCCACAGGAGCCCCAUUUUCUAGACAACGAACAACAAAAAUGAAAGAAAUGUUUGAUGAAUAUGUUAAGAAACGGACUCAAGAAAAUUGGAAAUUUUAUAUUCUGAGUUUAAUUGCAGAACCAUUAUUAAAUUCAUUUAACUCUAGUGUGUCUACGUCAAGCUAUGAUGAAAUGUACCGUACUACUCUUCAGUGGGUAGAACAACACUGUACAUUGGGUGAUCUCAGGCCAAUUGCUUUAAAUGCAUUGCGAAAUCUGUGCACAUCAACUGAAAUACUGUCAGAUCCUAGUAAUUUACCUGAAGAAAUAAACAACAUCAUUCAAAAAAGUCAAACAAAACACCAACCACAAGGAAACCGAAACUAAAAAUAUAUAAUAUAAUCAUUAACAUUGUAUGUGCCAUUUUUGUUUCUUUAAUUAUUAUAUAAUUGUUUAUGUUUUUUGUUUUUGUUUUUAUGUUUAACGUUGUUAAGUUUUCAAUAUAUAUAUACAUAUGUAAUUUUUGAGCCUUAA